Molecule: messenger RNA, 1578 nt
Organism: Argiope bruennichi
Lineage: Eukaryota; Metazoa; Arthropoda; Arachnida; Araneae; Araneidae
Product: proteoglycan 4-like
Exons: 2
Coding region: 1-1578 (525 amino acids)
Source: RefSeq, a predicted model, not a curated record
AUGUCUACACCGACUAAGGUCUCGGGAAAUAUGUCUUUCCCUGCUACUGCCUUGCUCGUAAGUCCCCCAAAAACUAUUGCUCUUCCGAGUGUUGUGCUUUCCCCGCGGUCGCCCAAUGGUUCUAAUGUGGGUCCGCCACUGCCCCUUUCGCCGGACAAAAUGUGCAUGGGCAACAAUCUUUCUGCUCACGAUCAUGUGCGGCCUUCUUCUCGUAACUCCGAUCCCAGUACAGCCCUGAAUUGCCCGGAUCCCUCCCAGUGCGAUACAAAAGUUCUCACCGAUAGUUCUACGUCGUGCUCGGGUCUGGUUACAGUUGAAACAAAACCUGGCUCCGCUGUGUGCGAGAGGACCCGAUCAAAAUUAGCAGCGAAGAAGCAAAUUGAAGCCAGAGCUUCGCCUGUUUUGAAACCUCAAGCUGUGCCACCUGCUUCCCAGAAGAACUCGACGUGUGUUUCCCUGAAACUGCCGUUGGGAUCCCCUCUUGCCACUGAUGAGUGUGCUGACUUGGUCGCAGCCCCUGUGUCAGAAUCUCUUCCGCUUGGAACGUCCACUACAGCUGGGAACCUCCCCCACGUUGUACCCUGUCCAGAGGAGAAGUCGGACAAAGAUGCCUGCCUCGAAGCUCACCCUGCCGCUCCUCAGUGCCCGGAUGAGCUCCCUAACUUUUCUCUGGGUUCGCUUGGUCUGCCUAAUCGCUCAUCUGAGGGUUCUCCCGUCAUGGCCCAAUCUCCUCCAACAACUCUGGAAGACCAGCUGUUUCUGUCCCCAUCUCCUGAAAAACAAGAUGUUCAGGAGGUGGUCACCUUAAGUGACAGUCCGCUGGCCAAGGUCCCUGACCUUCCCUCGGAAUGGACGAAAAUGUUCUUGGGCUUGUUAAGUGGGCCCCCUCCUGCCAAGGCGUUUGCAUCCCUGCCUCCUGUAGCCAAGUCUACUUGUAAAUACUGCGAAUUGGUACUCUCCUCCCCUGUAUCACUCAAAUUGCAUCUUGAGGAGGUACACCCUAUCCGCAGCCCAACGAAAUCGGCUGCUCCAGAAGUGCCCACUAGAUCCAAUCCGGCUAUGAGGUUGUUGCCUCAGUUUGUCUAUCCCCCUGAACUGGCCUCUUCUCCAGCAAAGCCGAAACGCCCUGCAACCUCCACCUCCAACCAGUCGGUCUCCAAAAGCGGGUCUCUCUCGUACGCGGCUGCUACUUCACGGAAACUACCGGCCAACCCUCCUCCAAGGCCAGCAUUCCAGUGUCCGCGCUGCCUUGCCUUUUUCAGCAUGAGGUCGGCCUACGUUCUUCACAAGUGCCCUAAGUCGCCGGCUGCUUCCUCUGCACCGGGAGAUACCUCUUCGCGCUUUUGCUGCGAUUGCAAAAUCCUCUUCGUUAACAAGAAAGCGCUCCGGGAGCACAAUUACAACAUCCACAAUCCAUUGAGGCCCGCCCAGCCUAGUGUCCCUGUUGCGAAAGCUGCUCCCCCAACGCAGCAGCCGAAGACCGCUGAUAGAAGCAACUCCUCUUCCUGCGUGAGGAAUUUGAGUGGUGCUCUCGGAGUGUCUACUCCAUCAACUCCAAACAAAGCAAUUUCAAUCUAA